UUGCCCUCCACUCAUUUGACUAGUCCACGACCCUCAUCGAUUCCAUCGACUCUGACCUUAAAUUCCCAACUUCUCCGCAACUUCUUCCACCAUCGAUCUCGACGAAUCUUGAUUUAUAAGAACGCCCUUCCGCUCAUCAUCCACCACACUCGACAGUCGAGAUCUUUCCCAUGGAGGAGCAGGUGCAACAAACCGCCCACGUCUCAGGCGGCGGCGGCGGCGUGAUCUCCCUCCGCCCUCUGCAACUCUCCGACGUCGACGACUUCAUGGUGUGGGCGGCCGACCCGGACGUAGCCCGGUUCUGCAGGUGGGAGCCCUACACUAGCCGCGACGACGCCCUGGCCUUCAUCGCCGGCACCGUCCUCCCCCACCCUUACUACCAGGCCAUCUGCCUCGACGGCAGGCCGGUCGGGGCCGUCUGGGUGACGCGGAACGAGGCUGCGAGCGACGCGUGCCGGGGGGAGCUGGGCUACGCACUGGGGUCGGGCUACUGGGGGAGGGGGAUUGUGACGGAGGCGGUGAGGAUGGCGGUGGCGGAGGUGUUCGGCGGGGAGAGGCCGGAGCUGGAGAGGGUGGAGGCGUUGGUGGACGUGGAGAACAAGGCGUCGCAGAGGGUGUUGGAGAAGGCCGGGUUCACGAGGGAAGGGGUGCUGAGGAAGUACGUGGUGGUCAAAGGGAGGACGAGGGAUCUGGUCGUGUUCAGUCGUCUCUCUACUGAUGAUGAUGAUGAUGAUGAUUCUUGAAAUAUUCUGCACGAAUGUUUCUCCCAUUUUAAUGCGGAAGUUGACUCUGUAAGUGCAGUGUGUGCUCCUUUGAAUCUGUAAUAGAUUGUGGGAUUGGAUAAAAUUGUAUUUGAAACU
Messenger RNA from Rhodamnia argentea, 860 nucleotides. RefSeq lists its product as uncharacterized. The coding region runs from base 171 to 743 and encodes 190 amino acids. The record is from RefSeq and is a predicted model, not a curated record. Gene Ontology annotation, molecular function: acyltransferase activity, transferring groups other than amino-acyl groups. NCBI's taxonomy places the organism in Eukaryota, Viridiplantae, Streptophyta, Magnoliopsida, Myrtales, Myrtaceae. The transcript has a single exon.